AUGGGACAAGUUAUCUCUCCAAUUUUCCUAAGGCCUAAAAAGGAUGGUGGGUAUAGGAUGGUGCUGAACUUAAGAGAACUCAAUUUCCAUGUCCCUUACAAACAUUUUAAAAUGGAAAACUUUGAACAGGCUAUUAGACUGAUUCAUGCAGGGGACUAUUUAGCUUUGGUUGACCUUAGACAUGCUUACUAUUCUGUCAAGAUUGCUGAUGAACAACAAAAGUUUUUGUGUUUUAAGUGGAACAAUACUGUUUAUCAAUUCACAUGUCUUCCUAAUGGUUUUUCAGAGGGGCCACGAAUUUUCACAAAGCUAUUGAAACCAGUUUUUGCAACACUGAGGGAAAGAGGGCAUUCCAUUACUAGCUUUAUUGAUGACACCCUCAUCUGCAAUAACACUUGGUCAGGAUGUCUUGCAACCAUUAAGGACACUAUUGAUCUCCUCCAGAAGUUGGGUUUUUGUAUUAACGCAGAGAAGUCGGUGUUGACACCCACCAGGACCAUUGAGUAUUUGGGGAAUGUGAUUGAUACUAAUUCCAUGACGAUCACCUUACCGGAACGGAGGAGACACAAAAUUAUUCAGGCCUGUCGGAAUCUCUUGGGUAAAAGCAAGGAUAGAAUUAGGGAAGUAGCCAGAGUUACAGGUCUUUUGGUCGCUGCCACUCCUGCUGUGGAAUUAGGGAAACUGCACUACAGGAAGUUGGAGACGGAAAAGACAGCAGCUUUACAGCUUCAGUAUGGUAAUUUUGAUAAUUGGAUGACUAUUACUGCUGACAUGAAAACAGACUUGAGUUGGUGGCUUGAUAACAUCUAUACACAGGACAGGAAAAUUUUUAGGGGUGGCACGGAUAUUGAUUUAUACACAGACGCUUCCAGUUUAGGCUUGGGGGGCCAUCUCAACAAUCGAGCCACGUCGGGUAGAUGGUCUUUGGAGGAAAAAUUACUACAUAUUAAUGCGCUUGAAUUGAAAGCCAUUUUGUUUGUCCUUCAGACUUUUAGACGGGAGUUGAAAGGGCAUUACAUUAAGGUUUAUUGUGACAAUACCACAGCAAUGACAUAUGUGAACGAGAUGGGAGGUACUAGGUCUCAAGUGUGCAAUGUAAUUGCGGGACAUAUUUGGCAGUGGUGUGUGGAUAAUGGGGCUUGGAUCACGUGUUCACACAUCCCAGGCAAGGACAACACACUAGCUGAUUUAGCCUCUCGUAAGGUGAAUGACAGGCAUGAGUGGAAACUGGACAUACACCUAUUCCAACAAUUGUGUGGCAUCUUUGGUACUCCAGUGGUUGAUUUGUUUGCAUCUCGGCUCAAUAGGCAGGUAGAUUUAUUUUGUUCUUGGAAGCCAGAUCCAGAAGCAACUUAUUUUGAUGCCUUCUCUCUGAACUGGGCACGGUUUGGACUAUGUUAUAUUUUUCCUCCAUUUUCACUAAUUACUAGGUGUUUGCAAAAGAUGCGUGCGGAAGGGACGACAGGGUGGAUAGUAGUGCCACUGUGGAUGUCGCAGCCAUGGAUGGGCACCCUGCUCAGGAUGUUGGUGGAUCACCCAAGAGUAAUCAUGGAGAAACACGGGGUCCUUGUUCAUCCAUCCUCUGACGAAGAGCACCCGAUCAUGCGGCACACGCGAUUGAUGGCAUGUUCGAUAUCGGGGAACACUUGCAGGAACAAGGAAUAUCUGCGGCAGGGGCAAAAAUCAUCAUGGCCUCGUGGAAAACAGUUUCUCAUGUGGGUGGUCGUUGCUUCAAAGUCUGACGGUGCGUGGGCUGCAGUGAAUCUCAUAUGAAAGCUCUCCUCAAGCAGAGGUGAUUUGCCUCGUAAAAUUACAAGCACACUUCAACUGACCAAAGGUAAGUCUCGUGUACUUUAUAAUUUUGAGUGAAGGGUGUGUGUGUUAUUAGGUGCUUGUUGUUUUGUGUGGAGGUAGAGUUGUCUUUAGAGCGCAGGUUGUGACUUGUGUUGUGAGACAUAAAGGGAAAUGUUCAAUGAGGUCACAGAUGGGUUUAAUGAUAAGUUCACAGCACCCCCUGAUCCAGUGCUUUAGACUUCACUGGGAGUAAUUAUCAUUUCGGCAGGUGCCUAUUACCUCCUCCUCCUCCUCCUCGCUUCUUCCCUUGUGAAGAAAGGUGUGGUGUUGGUGGUGGUGAAGAUCUCAGAUGCUGGGAGUCUUAUCCCAGGGGAGGAUUAAGAAGAGUGUGUGUGUGUGUGUGUGUGUGUAUCUCACCAAGCCUUGCCUUGCCUCCCUCACUUCUGCCUUCUUGCCUUUCAUUAUUUUAAUUUAUUUGUUUGUGUAUUAUUUUAUUUUAUCCUGAUUUUUUUUUUAUUUCUUAAUUAUCUUUGUGUGUGUGUGUGUGUGUGCACAUGUGUUUGAGGAACAUUAUGUAAGUUGGUAUACUUUAUUAACAUAGGAUGAGACUUGAUGCUUUACUGGACACUCAGAGGGUGCCAUGUGAAGGUGGCUGGAAGAGGGGUUGGAAAAUGAGGUGAGGGGGCAUGACCUUAAAACUCUUUCACACCUGUGAGAGGAAUAGACAGGUGGCAAGAGAGUGGUUGGAUGUGUGGUGAAUGAGGUGAGGCAGUGAAGGGUCUGGAGUCAUUUUGCCUGUCUUCAUUCUGUUAUUUCCUUCUUCAUCUCUUUUCACUUUCAUUUAUAUCAUCAAACAUGCACACACCUGCAUAUAUUGUCUCUCAGUGUUUUAUGCUGUCAUUCCCUCAUUCAUACUUUGUUUUGUAGCACCAAUGAUUAUGAAUACUCUACUCCAUCCUUAAAGUCUCUCUCUCUCUUUCUCUCUCUCUCUCUCUCUCUCUCUCUCUCUCUCUCUCUCUCUCUCUCUCUCUCUCUCUCUCUCUCUCUCUCUCUCUCUCUCUCUCUCUCUCUCUUCCACAUAGAAAUUAUUGGUGAGGAAAGAGUGAGCCAUUUACGAGUAUGGCAUUGUGAGAAAUAACACCCCUCCCCUUCAUACAUACAGUUGUGUGCUCAGGUUGUGGUCACACAUGUGUUUUGAUGGGUCUUUUUCCAUGAAUGCCAGGUGAGUCAGGUAUGUAUAUAAAAGCUGUGUAUAAAAACUGGCACGAGGGGAGAUGUGUCAGUUAGCAGUAGCAUUCACUUCAGCAAAGAGCGGAGCUCCAUUGCCCACCCUGAUUCCUUCAUAGACAAUGUCUGGUAUGUAUACAAGGAUGCAUUUACAGCAAAAACAAUUUUAUUAAAAUAUAAAUAAAGUCUAUAUUAUUGAUGGUAAAAAUAACAUAAAUAACUAAUCUGUUUGAUAUAAUUAAUUAUUUAUUAAUUUAUAUUUUUGCAAGGUUGGUGAUUCAUACCCCCAGUAAUGGCUGAGAAUGAAGAUUGUGGAAGGAGCAGACGUCUUUACAACAGCCAGUGUAGGACCAUGGUGCUUUGUUUCUUGGAUUAGCUACGAAUAGUACAUACAACUAUGAAUGAGACAGAGCUUGAGAUACAAACAGUUUUGUCCAGCAUUUUAAGAGGGAAUUAAAGGAGGGAAGACUUGACUCACCCCUUCCAAAGAGGCAGAAAACUGCACCCAUUAUGAACAGCAUCGACAACUUUGAUGAAACCAGUGUUUGCUGAAUAAUUUAAUUAUUUUAUGAGAGGUGAGAUCCCGUUGCUUAUGACUAUUUUUGAAAAGGUGAAGGAAGCCCUGGUGAGCUUUCAGGGGUCGAGGACUCAUUCCACAAAAUUAUAAAGAAGAUGGGCUUCUGCUACAAAAAAGUGAACAGUGGGCAGAAAAUCCUUAUGGAGAGAGAUGAUAUUGUGCUGGCACAGUGCAAAUACUUGUGAAAUCUCCAAGAAAACAGGCAAUUAGAUAAUCCAUGACCAGAAAUAUAUCUGGAUGAAACCUGAAUAAAUCAAAAUGAAUGUGUGGCAAAGUGCCAGAUGACCUUAGAGGGAGUUUUGGUCCCUAAGGUGAAAACAAGAAGAGGUGCCCACUUCAUAAUUUUACAAAGUGGUGGAGUCUUAUUGAUGUUCAAGUCAAGGAAUGGCAAUAAAGGUGAUUAUCAUGAUUCAAUGAAUCAUGAUACAUUCACAGCAUGGUUCAAGGAACAACUGCUUGAGAAUAUUCCACCUCGAUCAUUAAUAAUUAUAGAUAAUGCCUCAUGCCAUAAUAACAUGAUAAACAAAGCACCUAAUAAAGCAACGAGAAAAUGUGAUAUACUUCAGUGUCUCUAAGACAACACUUAUUAUCAUUGAUGUGCCAUAUCCCGUAGGACGUCGGCAACCAUGGUUUGCCACCGCUCCCUGUCUCUAGUUGCUUGUAUCAACUGAGCUGCAGACAUUCCUCCUCCAGUUACUCGCACCAGUCCAUCCAUGUACUUCUGUCUUGGUCUUCCUUAUGGUCUCUUGCCUUCUAUUUUACAGGUUGAGAUAGAUGUUCCAGUCCCUCUCUUCUCAUAACAUGGCCCAGGAAGCGCAUCUGUCUACUAACCGUACUCAUCAACUCUCUUCUAACACCCACCCUUUGCAACACUUCAUUUGUUCUUCUUUCUGUCCAAGAUAUCUUAAGCAUCCUCCUCCAGAACCACAUCUCAGCUGCUUGAAGUCUUUGCUCAUCUGCCUUUCCCAUUGUCCAGGACUCACAGCCAUACAACAAAACCGACCAUAUAAGACAUUUCACAAACCUUCUUCUUGUAUCCAUUGAUACUUUAACAUUCGUCACCAAGUUUUUAAUCUCGCCAUAUGCAUUCUUUGCAAGUACUAUUCUCUUCUUUAUAUCCAUCUCACAUUUUCCAUCACAUGUGAUUGUGCUUUCCAAAUAAUUAAAGUUGUCUGUUUGUUUGAGGGGUUCUGCAUCAAGUAAUAUAUUUAUUUGUGACGGUUGCUCCUCUUUCGAUACUACCAUCACUUCCAUUUUAUUUUUGUUAAUUGUUAGGCCUCUCUGUCUUCUUGAUCUAUUUAAUGUGUUAACCAGGUCUUGCAGUUUGUCUUGCCAGCAGCACCGUAUCGUCUGCAUAUCUUAUGUUGUUGAUGUUGGUGCCUCCCACUUUUACCCCUUCCAUCUCUUAAAUCCUUCAUUAUAAUUUCACUGUAGUAGUUGAAGAGAUCAGGGGACAUCACAUAUCCCUGUCUCACGCCUCUCUAUAUGCUCUGCGUCUCCAAAUCCUUAUCCCCUACUCGCACUGCUGCUUCUUGGUUCCAAUAUAAGUUAUGUAUUAGUCAAAGAUCUUUACCAUCUAUUUCCAACCCUUCCAGCAUUAUCAUAAGGUCUACAUGUUUGACAUGCUUUCUCAUAAUCUACAAAACAAACAUAAAGAUCUUUCUUCACUUCUAUUAAUCUUUCUAUCAACAUCCUCAGAAUGAAGAUUGCAUUCCUCGUACCUUUCUCCUUGAUGAAACCACAAUGUUCAUUUCCAAUCUCAGGAAGUAUUUUAUUCCUCAUUCUAUCUAGAACCACUCAUAAAAUUAUUUUUGUUACCUGACUCAUGAUACUAAUUGUGCGAUGUUUAUUGCACUCAAGAGUUCCCGGUAUCUUGGGCAAAGUAAUAAAAGUUGAUUUAUACA
Messenger RNA from Scylla paramamosain (green mud crab), 5502 nucleotides. RefSeq lists its product as uncharacterized. The record is from RefSeq and is a predicted model, not a curated record. Lineage: Eukaryota; Metazoa; Arthropoda; Malacostraca; Decapoda; Portunidae. The coding region runs from base 1 to 1773 and encodes 590 amino acids. The transcript is spliced from 2 exons. Gene Ontology annotation, molecular function: nucleic acid binding.